AUGUCUGAAGAGGAAAAUAUAUCUAUAUCUCUGAAAGGCACCAAUAGCUCCAAAUUCCAGGUCUCUGAGUUCAUCCUGUUGGGAUUCCCAGGCAUUCACAGCUGGCAGCACUGGUUCUCUUUACCACUGGCACUACUCUACUUCUCAGCGAUUGGUGCUAACAUCUUCCUCCUCAUUACCAUCUGCCAUGACCGUCUUCAGCAGCCUAUGUACCAUCUCCUAGGCAUCCUCUCUGUGGUGGACAUGGGCCUGGCCACCACCAUCAUGCCCAAGAUCCUAGCCAUCCUCUGGUUUGAUUCCAAGGUCAUUAGCCUCCCUGAGUGUUUUGCUCAGAUUUAUGCCAUUCACUGCUUUGUUGGCAUGGAGUCUGGUAUCUUUCUCUGCAUGGCUUUUGAUAGAUAUGUAGCUAUUUGUCACCCUCUUCGCUACCCUUCAAUUGUCACCAAUGCUUUAAUCUUAAAAGCUACCCUGUUCAUGGUUCUUAGAAAUGGAUUGUGUAUCAUUCCAGUGCCAGUGCUUGCAGCUCAGCGUAAUUAUUGCUCCAGGAAUGAGAUUGAGCAUUGUCUGUGCUCAAACCUUGGAGUCACAAGCCUAGCCUGUGAUGACAGGAGGCCAAACAGCAUUUGCCAAUUAAUUCUGGCAUGGCUUGGAAUGGGGAGUGACCUAAGUCUCAUAAUACUGUCAUAUACUUUGAUUUUGCACUCUGUACUUAAACUGAAGUCAGCUAAAGCUGCAUCCAAGGCUCUGAGCACUUGUACCUCUCAUCUAAUUCUUAUCCUCUUCUUCUAUACGGUUGUUGUAGUGAUCUCUGUAACUCACCUGGCAGAGACUAAGGAUACCUUAAUUCCAGUUCUUCUCAAUGCACUGCACAACAUCAUCCCCCCUUUUCUCAACCCUAUGGUUUAUGCACUUAGGACUAAAGAACUUAGAGCAGGCUGCCAAAAGGUGUUUCAUUUGAGCUUAGAAAAAAGGCCACUGGAGACCUUCUCUGUAAUAUACGUGUACUUCAACUUCUUCUAA
Molecule: messenger RNA, 1020 nt
Organism: Ceratotherium simum simum (southern white rhinoceros)
Lineage: Eukaryota; Metazoa; Chordata; Mammalia; Perissodactyla; Rhinocerotidae
Product: olfactory receptor 56B1-like
Biological process (GO): G protein-coupled receptor signaling pathway
Cellular component (GO): plasma membrane
Molecular function (GO): G protein-coupled receptor activity; olfactory receptor activity
Source: RefSeq, a predicted model, not a curated record